AUGUCGGCUCCACCAGGAUUCGGUAAUCUUCCGCCUCCGCCAGGGUUUGCUCAACAGCAGCCGAACGGAGAAGGAGAGGAUAGUAGGAUGGAUGGAGAUUUCUUUGGUCAAUUGAGUCAAGACGAAAUUGAAAAGAAGGCUAGAAAAUGGAGACAAUCACAAAAGAGAAGAUUCGAUCCGAAGAGGAGACAAGGUGGUGGUGGUGGAAUAGAUUUCGGUAAAGCUGAUUUACCACCUGAACAUAUUCGAAAGAUCAUAAAAGAUCAUGGUGAUAUGUCAAAUAGGAAAUUCAGGAAUGAUAAGCGUGUACAUUUAGGAGCACUGAAAUAUGUACCUCACGCCGUGAUGAAGUUGUUGGAGAAUAUCCCUAUGCCUUGGGAGCAAGUACGAGAAGUGCCGGUGUUGUAUCAUAUUUCAGGUGCCAUCACAUUCGUGAAUGAGGUGCCUCAAGUGAUUGAACCAGUGUAUCACGCACAAUGGGCAUCAAUGUGGCUCGCGAUGAGGCGAGAGAAGCGAGAUCGACGACAUUUCAAGCGAAUGCGAUUCCCGCCAUUCGACGAUGAAGAACCACCGAUGGAUUAUGGAGAUAACGUAUUAGAUGUGGAACCAUUAGAAGCCAUUCAAUUGGAAUUGGAUGAGGAAGACGAUGAAGCGAUAUUAGAUUGGUUCUAUGAUCCUAAACCAUUAUUGGAUACUCCUCACGUCAAUGGAUCAAGCUACAAAUAUUUCCAAUUAUCUUUACCUCAAUUAGCCAACUUGUAUCGAAUCGGUCGACAGUUAUUAUCGGAUUAUUCAGAUAACAACGCUUUCUACUUAUUCGACAAGAAGAGUUUCUUCACUGCCAAAGCAUUGAAUAUUGCUCUACCUGGUGGACCUAAAUUCGAACCGUUAUAUAGGGAUACUGAAGCAUUCGAUGAAGAUUGGAACGAAUUCAACGAUAUAAACAAAGUUAUCAUUCGUGGUGUGAUCAGAUCCGAAUACAAAGUGGCUUUCCCCCAUUUGUAUAACAGUGUACCUCGAUCAGUCCAUAUUGGACCAUAUCACGAACCUAAGAACGUCUAUAUCAAGACUGACGAUCCGGACCUCCCAGCAUUCUAUUUUGAUCCACUCAUCAACCCCAUCUCUCAACGUGUGGUUCAAGAAGCUCAUACACCGCUGGUAUCCCAUGAAGAUGCUGUGUUCGGAUUUGGUAAUGAGGAAGAUGAAGAGUUUGAGUUACCAGAUGAACUUGAACCAUUCUUAGAUACUAAGGAUCUUAGUAAUGAUAAUACUGCAGAUGCCAUUGCGCUGUAUUGGGCACCAUACCCAUAUAACUUACGAAGUGGGAAAACCAAGAGAGCUCAAGAUGUACCUUUAAUCAAGAAUUUCUAUUUGGAACAUUGUCCAGCCGAUCAACCCGUUAAAAUCAGAGUAUCGUAUCAGAAAUUACUCAAGGUCUACGUUCUCAAUGCCUUACAUCAUAAACGACCUAAAGCAAUGGCAAAGCGAAAUUUAUUUAGAUCGUUGAAAAACACAAAAUUCUUCCAAACCACGAAUCUAGAUUGGGUAGAAGCUGGUUUACAAGUUUGUCGACAAGGUUAUAACAUGUUGAAUCUAUUGAUUCAUCGAAAGAAUUUGAAUUAUCUUCAUUUGGAUUAUAACAUGAAUCUGAAACCUAUCAAGACUCUUACAACGAAAGAAAGGAAGAAGUCAAGAUUCGGAAAUGCUUUCCAUCUCUGUCGAGAAAUUCUGCGAUUGACCAAAUUGAUCGUAGAUGCUCAUGUCCAAUUUAGACUGGGUAAUGUCGAUGCGUUCCAAUUGGCCGAUGGUCUUCAAUAUAUGUUCGCCCACGUUGGUCAGUUAACGGGAAUGUACAGAUACAAGUACAAGUUGAUGAAGCAGAUUAGAAUGUGUAAAGACUUGAAACACUUGAUAUACUCUAGAUUCAACACUGGUCCAGUAGGUAAAGGUCCAGGUGUAGGUUUCUGGGCGCCAGGAUGGAGAGUUUGGCUGUUCUUCAUGAGAGGUAUAGUACCAUUGUUAGAAAGGUGGUUAGGAAAUCUGUUGGCAAGACAAUUCGAAGGUAGAAACUCGAAGGGUACUGCUAAGACUGUGACGAAGCAGAGAGUGGAGUCUCAUUUCGAUUUGGAGUUGCGAGCGGCAGUCAUGCACGAUAUUUUAGAUAUGAUGCCCGAGAGUAUCAAGGCCAACAAAGCGAAGACCAUUCUACAGCACCUUUCUGAAGCUUGGCGAUGCUGGAAAGCCAACAUCCCUUGGAAAGUUCCCGGUAUGCCCGCUGCCAUUGAGAACAUCAUCUUGAGAUACAUCAAGAGCAAGGCCGACUGGUGGAGCUCAGUCGCACACUACAACAGAGAACGAAUAAGACGAGGUGCCACCGUUGACAAGGCCGUCGUCCGAAAGAAUCUCGGUCGAUUGACUCGUCUGUACCUCAAAGCCGAACAGGAAAGACAGAAUGGAUACCUCAAAGACGGUCCUUACAUCUCUUCAGAGGAAGCUGUAGCCAUUUACACAUCUACGGUCCAUUGGUUAGAAUCUAGGAAAUUCGCUCCGAUCCCCUUCCCUCCAUUAUCCUACAAACACGAUACCAAAUUACUCGUACUUGCUUUGGAGAAGCUCAAGGAGGCUUACUCGGUACAUGGUAGAUUGAAUCAAUCGCAGAGAGAAGAAUUAGCUUUGGUAGAACAAGCUUAUGAUAACCCUCACGAAUGUCUAUCCCGAAUCAAGAGAUUACUCUUAACUCAACGAGCGUUCAAAGAAGCUGGUAUAGAAUUCUUCGAUACGUAUGAUAAACUUAUUCCAUGCUAUGAUAUCGAACCUGUCGAGAAGAUUACGGAUGCCUAUUUGGAUCAGUUCUUAUGGUACGAAGCGGAUAAAAGAGGAUUAUUCCCCAAUUGGAUCAAACCUUCAGAUAAUGAACCUCCCCCUCUCUUGGUGUACAAAUGGUGUCAAGGUAUCAACAACCUCACGGAUAUCUGGGAUACUUCAGAUGGAGAAUGUGUGGUCAUGAUGGAGACUGUUCUUUCAAGAGUGUAUGAGAAAGUAGAUUUCACCUUGUUGAACAGGUUGUUGAGGUUGAUCUUGGAUCAUAACUUGGCGGACUAUAUCACUGCUAAGAACAACAUCACUCUCACUUUCAAGGAUAUGUCUCACGUCAACGCCUACGGUAUGAUCCGAGGUCUACAAUUCUCCUCAUUCGUGUUCCAAUUCUACGGUUUGGUGUUGGAUCUUUUGAUCCUUGGUCUCCAAAGAGCGAGUGAGCUUGCUGGACCUCCUGGUGCACCAAAUGGUUUCCUCCAAUUCCGAGACUCCGAGACCGAGACCCGACAUCCUAUCAGGUUCUACACCCGAUACGUCGACCGAAUUCACAUUUUAUUCCGAUUCACCUCCGAUGAAGCGCGAGAUCUUAUCCAACGAUACCUCAGUGCCAACCCUGAUCCGAACAACGAAAAUAUGCACAACUACAACAACAAGCGAUGUUGGCCCAAGGACUGUAGGAUGAGAUUGAACAAGCAUGAUGUCAAUUUGGGUAGAGCAGUAUGGUGGAACGUCAAAUCUUCAUUACCAAGAUCAUUGACUACGAUUGAAUGGGAAGAUUCCUUCUGCUCCGUCUACUCCAAGGAUAAUCCUCAACUCCUAUUCUCCAUGUGUGGUUUCGAAGUUCGAAUCUUACCUAGAAUCAGAACGCAACAUGGAGAACAAUACUCGCUCAAAGAUGGCGUUUGGAACUUGACUCAGGAAUCUACUAAAGAAAGGACCGCUCAAGCUUUCCUCCGAGUUUCCGACCAAGGUGUGAACGACUUCAACAAUCGAAUUAGACAAGUUCUGAUGAGUUCUGGAAGCGCGACUUUCAGUAAGGUGAUCAAUAAGCAAGUCUAUUUCUACUCAUGGAAUACCGCUCUCAUCGGUCUGAUGACAUAUUACCGAGAAGCAGUGGUCCAUACCAACGAAUUACUCGACUCCCUCGUCAAAGCUGAAAAUAAGGUUCAGACCCGAGUCAAGGUAGGAUUGAACUCCAAGAUGCCUUCGAGAUUCCCUCCUUGUGUUUUCUACUCUCCUAAAGAAUUAGGUGGUUUGGGAAUGUUAUCGAUGGGUUUCGUCUUGAUACCUCAAUCCGAUCUUAGAUGGUCAAAACAAACCGAUAGUGGCGGUAUCACCCACUUCCGAUCCGGUAUGACUCACGAGGAAGACCAACUCAUCCCCAACUUGUAUCGAUACCUCCAACCCUGGGAGGCAGAGUUCCUGGACUCUGCUAGAGUAUGGUCCGAAUACGCUAUGAAGAGAAAGGAAGCAACUGCCUCGAAUAGACGAUUGACUUUGGAAGAUUUAGAAGAUUCUUGGGAUAGAGGUAUUCCCCGAGUCAACACUCUGUUCCAGAAAGAUCGACAUACGCUCGCGUACGAUAAGGGAUGGAGAGUCAGAGCGUACUUCUCUCAGUAUUUCAGAUUGAGAAAUCAACCUUUCAUCUGGACCAAUAAUAGGCACGAUGGUAAAUUGUGGAACCUCAACUCAUACCGAGUAGACGUGAUUGCCGCCCUGGGUGGUGUAGAAGGUAUUUUGGAACACUCUCUUUUCAAGGGUACUGCUUUCCCAACCUGGGAAGGUCUCUUCUGGGAGAAAGCAUCUGGUUUCGAGGAAUCUAUGAAGUACAAGAAGCUCACUAAUGCUCAAAGAUCGGGUCUUUCCCAAAUUCCUAAUCGACGGUUCACCAUGUGGUGGUCACCCACGAUCAACCGAGCCAACGUUUAUGUUGGUUUCCAAGUGCAAUUAGAUCUCACUGGAGUCUUCAUGCACGGAAAACUGCCCACACUGAAAAUAUCGUUUAUCCAGAUCUUCAGAGCGCAUUUGUGGCAGAAGAUCCACGAGUCCGUUACGAUGGAUUUAUGUCAAGUGUUCGACCAGGAGCUCGAGGCUUUACAAAUCGAGACCGUCCAAAAGGAAACUAUUCACCCUAGAAAAUCGUACAAGAUGAACUCUUCUGCUUCGGACAUUCUCUUGUUCUCUUCCUACAAGUGGCAGAUAUCCCGACCAUCUUUGCUUACCGAUAACAGAGAUACCUUUGAUGGUACUACCUCUAACAAGUACUGGUUAGAUAUCCAAUUGAGAUGGGGUGAUUUCGAUUCUCACGAUAUCGAACGAUAUGCUCGAGCCAAGUUCCUCGAUUACUCCUCCGACAGUCAAUCGAUCUACCCUUCCCCUACCGGUGUGUUGAUCGCUAUCGACUUGGCAUACAACCUUUACUCGGCAUAUGGUAAUUACUUCCCAGGAAUGAAACCCCUCCUUCAACAAGCUAUGGCCAAGAUCAUGAAAGCCAAUCCUGCCCUUUACGUAUUGAGAGAACGAAUCAGAAAAGGUCUUCAAUUAUAUUCAUCCGAACCUACCGAACCAUAUUUGAACUCUUCCAACUAUUCUGAAUUGUUCUCCAACCAGAUUAUCUGGUUUGUUGACGAUACCAACGUAUAUCGAGUUACCGUCCACAAGACAUUCGAAGGUAACUUGACAACCAAACCUAUCAAUGGUGCAAUCUUCAUUUUCAACCCCCGAACAGGUCAAUUGUUCUUGAAGAUCAUUCAUACAUCAGUAUGGGCUGGUCAGAAACGUUUGGGUCAAUUGGCAAAAUGGAAGACUGCUGAAGAAGUCGCUGCAUUGGUCAGAUCGUUACCCGUUGAAGAACAACCUAAACAGGUUAUCGUCACCAGAAAAGGAAUGUUGGAUCCAUUAGAAGUUCACUUGUUAGAUUUCCCUAACAUCGUUAUCAAAGGUUCAGAGUUGCAGUUGCCUUUCCAAGCUACGUUAAAGAUGGAGAAGUUCGGUGAUUUGAUCUUGCGUGCUACACAACCCCAGAUGGUCUUGUUCAACCUGUACGACGAUUGGCUCAAGUCCAUCUCAUCAUACACCGCUUUCUCGCGACUGAUUCUCAUACUUCGAGCCCUUCAUGUCAACAAUGAGAAAGCCAAGAUCAUCCUUCGUCCAGAUCGAAGCACUAUCACUGAAUCUUACCACAUAUUCCCAUCAUUAAGUGAUGACCAAUGGAUGAGCGUCGAAGUUGCCCUCAAAGAUCUUAUCUUGGCCGACUUCGGUAAACGAAACUCGGUCAAUGUCGCUUCGCUCACCGCUUCCGAAAUUCGAGAUAUCAUCUUGGGUAUGGAGAUCGCUGCUCCAUCGGUUCAGAGACAACAGAUGGCUGAAAUCGAAAAGACCACCGAAGCUCAAUCUCAAGUCACUGCUCUUCAAACCAAGACUACCAACAUCCACGGUGAUGAGAUUGUCGUAACUACCACAACCAACUACGAACAACAGACCUUCGCAUCUAAGUCCGAUUGGAGAGUACGAGCCAUCUCAGCUACCAACUUGCCCUUACGUGUUAACCACAUCUUCGUUGGUAAUGAUGAUGUGAAGGAUGAUGCUGGUUCAUUCACCUAUGUGAUACCCAAGAAUGUCCUCAAGACAUUUAUUGUCAACGGUGAUCUUAGAACCCAAGUUGUAGCUUAUCUUUACGGUGCUAGUCCACCUGAUAAUCCCCAAGUCAAAGAGAUCAAGGCUGUUGCUUGGGUACCUCAGAGAGGAAGUAACAAUGGAGUCGAACUUCCGGCUACUUUACCCAAACAUGAUUUCUUACUUAAAGAUUUAGAACCAUUAGGAUGGAUUAAGACUCAGUCUCAGGAAUUGAACCAUCUCUCACCGGCUGAUGUUACCACUCAAGCUAAGAUCAUGGCCAACCAUUCGGAGUGGGGACCACAAUCGAUCUGCGUAACCUGCGCUUUCACCCCUGGUUCGGUAUCGCUCAACGCAUGGGAAUUGACUGUAGCUGGAUUCGAAUGGGGAAGGAAGAACCAAGAUGUAACAGGACAAAAUCCAGGAUUUAAUCCAUCUAUGGCAAAUAGAGUACAACUCCUUUUGUCAGAUAGGAUUUUGGGUAUGACCCUCGUUCCAGAAGGUGGUGUAUGGAAUUACGGUGUUGGUUUAACUCAAUCGUGGAGCGAUAAGCUACCUUAUAGCAUGACUUUGGAUAAGCCUGAAUCUUUCUGGGCUCCUUGUCAUAGACCUAACGCUUUCCUCAACUUCGCUUCGAUGGAGGGUGACGAUGCUGCUGACGUAGAGAAUAGUCUUGAAUAA
Molecule: messenger RNA, 7113 nt
Organism: Kwoniella botswanensis
Lineage: Eukaryota; Fungi; Basidiomycota; Tremellomycetes; Tremellales; Cryptococcaceae
Product: pre-mRNA-processing-splicing factor 8
Exons: 17
Coding region: 1-7113 (2370 amino acids)
Biological process (GO): spliceosomal tri-snRNP complex assembly; mRNA splicing, via spliceosome
Cellular component (GO): catalytic step 2 spliceosome; U5 snRNP
Molecular function (GO): U1 snRNA binding; U6 snRNA binding; pre-mRNA intronic binding
Source: RefSeq, a predicted model, not a curated record